CACGAAAUACACUCUCGGGACGCCCAGUCUGGAACCUGGCUUUGGGAUAUUGACAAUAUUAUCAACUGUAUUUGAUUAAUUUGGAAUAAAUUUGAGAUAAUAAGGAUAAUAUUACAUAUUCUUUUUUGAAAGUUAUAUGUGGAUUGAGCAUGGAUAAUUAAAAUGGUGAGGAAGAAAAAGCUGCUUGUGUUUGAUGUUUGUGGAAGCAUGAUGUGGGAUGGAUAAACAACAACACUUUGCUAUGGCCUCAAAUGACCCUGACCUUCCUGACCCUCCUGGUGACCCCCAGCCAGGUGACCUCAUUGAGAUCUUCAGACCAGCCUAUCAGCACUGGGCUCUCUACCUGGGAGAUGGUUACAUCAUCAACUUAACUCCUGUUGAUGAGAGCCAGGCCGCUGCCAUGUCCAGUGUGAAGUCCGUCUUCAGUAGAAAGGCAGUGGUGCGCAUGCAGCUGCUCAAAGAGGUGGUUGGAAGUGACUCAUAUCGGGUCAACAACAAAUAUGACCACAAUCACACUCCUCUACCUGUAUGUGAGAUCAUCGAGAGAGCGCAGGUGCUGAUUGAUCAGGAGGUCUCCUAUGACCUGCUGGGAAGUAACUGCGAGCACUUUGUUACUCUUCUGCGCUACGGGGAAGGGGUGUCUGAACAGGCUACACGGGCCAUUGGGGCCAUCAGUUUGGUGACGGCUGCAGCCAGUGCCUUCUCUGUCCUGGGACUGAUCAACACACGAUCCAGGAACAGGCCUUUCUGACCACUGGGCACUUCACCAAAGAACCCCAUAUUACUAAAUAAAUACUUGUUGUUGAAAGAA
Messenger RNA from Periophthalmus magnuspinnatus, 811 nucleotides. It is a transcript of the gene plaat1, whose product is annotated as phospholipase A and acyltransferase 1. Gene Ontology annotation, cellular component: cytoplasm. Bases 218 to 751 code for a protein of 177 amino acids. The transcript is spliced from 5 exons. Gene Ontology annotation, biological process: N-acylphosphatidylethanolamine metabolic process. The record is from RefSeq and is a predicted model, not a curated record. Gene Ontology annotation, molecular function: glycerophospholipid phospholipase A1 activity; A2-type glycerophospholipase activity. NCBI's taxonomy places the organism in Eukaryota, Metazoa, Chordata, Actinopteri, Gobiiformes, Gobiidae.